UCUUUAAUGGCGAUUUCUAAUGCGGAUUUUCCUCCUAGUCGAGUUCCCUAUAUAAAGACAGUCUGUGGUCGUUGUCAGUCACACAUCUUCUUCUACAGUCGUCACAGUUUGUGCGAGUUACUACACACUACACUCCAGUUUCCAAUGGCUAUCUUCGCUGUUUUGGCGUGUCUCCUAGUACUUGCGGUGCCAUCUUUGCAGCAAGGGGGCCAUGGACAUGGUGGUUAUAGAGACCACGCCUACUGCUACGACCAAUGUAACAACGCUUACCAGAAAAACCGCAACAGCUACAACGUAGACCAAUGUAACUGUAACGGAUACAACUUCCCAGGACACAACAACUGUGGUCACAUCGACACUUCCUGCAUCGCCAACAGUUACGACGCCACCUACAACGUGUACGCCUGGACAUAUGACCACAGGUUAAACUCCUGCAAGAAGGUCAGCGUCUUGAGUAGAUGUGUGGACAGCUACACCCCCCAGAGAAACAUCUUCCAGAGCCAGCAAGCUUGUGUCAGAGCCUGUGAGCCCAACAGAGGUUAUUAACUGGAUAUUAAGUGGACACUCUGAGCAUAGGCCGAAUGUAUCUAAUGGACAUUGAUCAAAAUUCCAAUCAGUAAUAAAGCUCCAAGCCUUAGUUGUUAUUUUGUGUUUGUCUGGUAGUAUUUAAAUUUGCAAUGUACUUUUGGGCCGAAUCUUUACUUAGUUGUGUGGUCUGUCUGUCUGUCUGUCGGUAUGUAUAUGUAUGCAUGUAAGGUUCUGUUGGAGAUGUAUGUUACAUUAAGUAUACAAGAAGUUCUACAUGUGUUUAAAAUGUAGUCAGAAUAUUUUAUUUGUUGUAGAAUUUAGUUAAAAAAUACAAGUCAUCUGUAAAAGUUUAUAUUUUCUCGUUUAAUAAAGUCGUUUAAAAAUAUC
Biomphalaria glabrata is the source of this 915-nucleotide messenger RNA. RefSeq lists its product as uncharacterized. Lineage: Eukaryota; Metazoa; Mollusca; Gastropoda; Planorbidae. The transcript has 6 exons. The record is from RefSeq and is a predicted model, not a curated record. Gene Ontology annotation, molecular function: serine-type endopeptidase inhibitor activity. The coding region runs from base 7 to 546 and encodes 179 amino acids.